Ostrea edulis (European flat oyster) is the source of this 727-nucleotide messenger RNA. Its product is annotated as P2X purinoceptor 7-like. NCBI's taxonomy places the organism in Eukaryota, Metazoa, Mollusca, Bivalvia, Ostreida, Ostreidae. The record is from RefSeq and is a predicted model, not a curated record. Bases 134 to 727 code for a protein of 197 amino acids. The transcript is spliced from 3 exons.
UAGCGGCGAUAAGGAAAUUAUUCCCGUUCAAAGUUGUCGAUUUUCGCACCUGAUUAAAACCAAUCAAGGCAACUUCCGGUUGUACUAUUAUUAGCAAAAUACUUGCGUGACGUCACUUUACAUCAGCUUUGAAAUGGCAACUGUAAACGAUAACAGCGUAACCUCGGAUUCUUCGUCGGAUAUUGACCUACACAUGUCAUUUGAGAUAUCAUCCUUCGAAGAAGAACACGAGGAACAUCAGCAGGACAUAGUCCCAUAUCGGUUUGAACCUGAAGCGACUGAUCUUAGCGAAUCGGAUGGUUCAAGCGAAGACGAAGUCGACGACCAGCACAGACUAGAAAAUACAGAUUGGUGCAAUUGUGGAUCAUGCACACCCAUGCCCACAGCAUUAGAAAGCAAAUGCUGCUCUGAAAUUCCACAGAUUGUCGAGAAAAUUGAGUCUUAUAGUGAUGAUUUAACCUGCAUUACAAGACAUCCUGGAUUCCAGACUGUUUGUCUAGACGUCUUUGUCCUGGAGACUGCAUACUACCAGUAUCGUUCUCAGUAUGGAGAUAUACAGAACAGCAUGAAUGAGAGAAACAGAUAUACCGCAUAUCGUCAACUAGCUCGUUGGUGUUGGGGCUACUUAGGAAAGAGUGUUCGAGUUCCCCUCCCCUCCUGUGCAGUAACAAAGAUCCGUGAGACAUUCAGCUCAGAGGAGUAUCACGGAUAUCAAGACCCAGAAUGA